UUAGGGCACGUUCACACUGGGGAAUCCGGCGUCUACAGCGAACGGAAUUCUCCUGCCGCCGAAAUUCGCGCCGUUCACACUGCUUGCCCUCCGCGCCGCCGGAACGCGAUACAGCGCCAUCUGCGGUGUAAAGCGCUAACCUCCAAACAAGCGCGGGAUAUACCGGAUGUGCCCGCAGCCUCGAAACUGCGCAGUUAUCUCCGCUCGCGUAGAGUUCGCGUUGUUUAUUUUGCGCCUCGUCGCUGCAAGCAACGACAAUGAACACUGAGCAAGAAGAGGCAGUACUGCUAGGCUUGUUGGCAAGCACUUUUCUGGCGAUGCACGACGCGGAGAAGCAUUCGCAGAAGAGACGACGCCAGCGGCGGUGGUGGGUUCGUCCUGCUUUGCAAGAGCGCGAAAAGCUUGGUCACGCCACCAAACUACUACCCCUUCUGCGAGAUCGCGACGUGGAGUACUACCGAGAGUACCUAAGGAUGCCUCCACGUACUUUCGACACGCUCGUGCAGCUUGUCGGACCCCACAUUCGGAAGAAAGACACUAAUUUCCGGAAAGCAAUCAGCCCCGAGCACCGGCUUGCGCAAACUGUCAGGUUCUUGGCUGCAGGGGAAACUCUCCGCUCGUCUUGUUUCAGUUUCCUAAAUGGACGCUCGACAGCAUGUGGCAUUGUGUCGUCGGUGUGCCAGGUGCUGUGGGACGUCCUUGGACCUUUAUAUGUUGCCUGUCCAUCAAGUGCAGAUGAGUGGCUACAGAUUGCAAGCGACUUCGAGGAACGGUGGAACAUGCCCCACUGUGUGGGCGCAAUCGAUGGAAAACAUGUUGCCAUCGAAUGCCCCUCAAAAUCAGGAAGUGAGGACUACAACUACAAAAACUGUUUCAGUAAAUCACUGCUUGCUAUCAGCGACGCCUGCUACAGAUUUCUGUACGUAGAAAUAGGACACCACGGGAGUGACUCAGAUGGUGGAGUGUUCAGCCGAAGUAGGCUACAAGAGGCCAUUCUUUCAAACAAGCAAGGAUUUCCCCCCGAUGCACCGCUUGGCAACGUUGGCAAUAUUCCCUUCUACUUGGUGGGAGAUGAAGCGUUUCCCUUAAAGACCUACAUGAUGCGGCCAUAUCCCCGGAAAAGUCUUCACCCAUUUUUGGCUGCUAGCACGGAGGAGGAGCAGUUACAUGGUGACCAAGGCGAUUCUGCAUUGACGAGCCACUUCGCUGAGCCCCACAGCAAAAGGAUAUUUAACUACCGUCUGAGCAGAGCCCGUCGGGUCAUAGAGAAUGCCUUCGGCAUAAUGGCACAAAAGUGGCGCAUCCUGCGCCGCCCGUUCAAAGCUAAGGAUGACAACGUGAGAAGAAUUAUCUCUGCUUGUGUCGUUCUGCACAACUUCCUGCUCAAGGAGUCCCCCACUUCCCGGUCUGCAUACUGCCCUCCUGGAACAGCUGACCACCUAGACUGGCAAGGAAACAUCACUGAAGGCAGCUGGAGGGCCGAGGAUAGCAGCAACACUGCACUGCCACCACUGCGUAGCACAGGCUGUCACUCAACCAGAGCGGCCUACAGAGUGCGAGACCUCCUUGCCAAGUACUUCGUCACUGAUGGCAAGAUCCCUUGGCAAGAGUACAUGAUCAAGGACAGAACACUGUGCAGUGGUGUUACCGGGAGUGGUGAUGCCCCUGCCCCUGAAAGCUCAUCCUGAGAACUUGCGUCAUAAAUGGCAUCCUCCAGCUGCGGUGUCUCUGCAACCUCCGUGCUGCCCUCUGUGCUCGUACUUGGUCGAUCCACGUUUGGUGUUCUGUGUUAUGUGUCAUUGACAAAAACAAUCAUGCGAAACAAUUUUGAGCUUCCUCACUGCUUUGUUGAAUAGCGUUUGUAUCAAAUGACCACUGGUGAUUGCUUUCAAGCAGUGCAAAAUUACUUCGUGGAACUGGAGAAAAACAUAAUUUCAGAGGAAUUUUUCCAAUAUGUGCCAUGCAGUGACGAAAAUAUGUACUAAAGCCACAAUACACUGCACUGUGUUCAGUGCAAUUUGAGUGCAGUUUUUGGUUCUUUUGACGUACGACUUCAUUUACACUUUAAGGAUGGAAAACGAGCUGAACUCAUCAAGCGCAUACUUUGUAAAAAAGGACAAAUGACGAGACUAGCUCGUCGAGACGUUUUUUUUUUUAUAGCAGGCUAGAUCUUGCUGACCAAGUUAUAAUGCUGAAAAGUAAACGUGGUGAUUGUUAGAGCUCAUCUGCUUCAAGUGUUUAAGUGUAGGUGAAUUUGAAGUGACAUUGGUGAGCAGUAAAACCCCCAUUUGCUUCAGUACAAAAAUUUUUUUCAAGUAAGCCCUUCGGACCAAACUUUUUUGCAUAAUGUCCCUUUAUGUGAUCAUUAGAUUUGUUUGCACGCAUAGAAAACGUGGCUUUUUUGCAAGUUGUCUGAAUAUUAUUUCCAUCCUUAAAGGGUCAACACACACCUUUUUACAGCCAAAUUUAUUGGAAGCUCUGUGAGAGCUC
Molecule: messenger RNA, 2490 nt
Organism: Dermacentor silvarum
Lineage: Eukaryota; Metazoa; Arthropoda; Arachnida; Ixodida; Ixodidae
Exons: 8
Coding region: 258-1688 (476 amino acids)
Source: RefSeq, a predicted model, not a curated record